AUGGCUGGAGGGGUACAGAUGGGUCCCUGCCAGGUCAUCGCGGGGAGCCAAUGUGGAUUCCUGUUGGAUGAGGCGUCUGUUCUGGACUGA
Messenger RNA from Penicillium digitatum Pd1, 90 nucleotides. NCBI's taxonomy places the organism in Eukaryota, Fungi, Ascomycota, Eurotiomycetes, Eurotiales, Aspergillaceae. The record is from RefSeq and is a predicted model, not a curated record.